Molecule: messenger RNA, 4410 nt
Organism: Cydia splendana
Lineage: Eukaryota; Metazoa; Arthropoda; Insecta; Lepidoptera; Tortricidae
Gene: Spt5
Product: transcription elongation factor SPT5
Exons: 6
Coding region: 125-3379 (1084 amino acids)
Biological process (GO): transcription elongation by RNA polymerase II; regulation of transcription by RNA polymerase II; regulation of DNA-templated transcription elongation
Cellular component (GO): DSIF complex
Molecular function (GO): mRNA binding; protein binding
Source: RefSeq, a predicted model, not a curated record
ACCAUUUUACAUUUUAUUUGGCUGUGUUGUGUCGUGAGGUAUAGACGCGUAAUAUUGUAGUGCAGUGAAGUGAGUUUUCCCAAAUAAUUACAUGGCUUCAAGUCAGUGAUAGUUUGAAAUCGUCAUGUCUGAUUCGGAGGGCAGUAAUUACUCCGGGAGCGGUUCGGAGGCUGGUAGCGUGGUGUCAAACCGUUCCAAGCGGAGUGCCGCGUCGAAUAGGUCUGCGAGGUCCCGCUCGGUAUCCCGUUCUCGGUCCCGCUCGGGGAGCCGCACACCGAGCCGGAGCCCGAGCCGCUCGCGCUCUCGCUCCCGGUCGCCUUCGCGUUCACGAUCGCGCUCACGGUCAAGGAGUAGGUCUGCCGGGUCUGGAGGCAGCCGUAACCGAGACAACGAGGCCAAGGAGGCUUCUGGUGAUGAAGAAGUUGAGGAUGAGGAAGAGCCGGAAGGCGAGGACCUUGUGGACUCGGAAGAGUAUGACGAAGAUGAAGAAGAGGCGCGGCACAGGAAGAAACGGAAGAAGGACAGUCGCUAUGGAGGCUUCAUCAUUGAUGAGGCUGAGGUAGAUGACGAAGUUGAAGAAGAUGACGAAUGGGAAGAGGGAGCCCAAGAGAUGGGCAUCGUCGGCAACGAGGUGGACGAGAUGGGGCCCACGGCCCGAGAGAUAGAAGGCCGGCGUCGCGGCACCAACCUCUGGGACACACAGAAGGCUGAGAAAAUAGAGGAGUACUUCCGCAACAAGUAUGCUGAUGAAUCCGUUGCGUUGAGACACUUCGGUGAAGGCGGCGAGGAAAUGUCUGAUGAAAUCACACAGCAAACUCUCUUACCAGGCAUUAAAGACCCUAAUCUAUGGAUGGUAAAAUGCAGAAUUGGUGAAGAAAAAGCCACAGUGUUGCUCCUUAUGAGAAAGUUCAUUGCUUAUCAGUUUUCUGAAGAACCAUUCCAAAUCAAAUCCGUUGUCGCUCCAGAAGGCGUGAAAGGGUAUAUUUACAUUGAGGCGUACAAGCAAACUCAUGUGAAAGCGCUUAUUAAUAAUGUGGGGACGCUUCGGAUGGGUAUUUGGAAGCAGGACAUGGUUCCCAUUAAGGAAAUGACAGAUGUUUUGAGAGUAGUGAAGGAACAGUCAGGUUUGAAAUCCAAGCAAUGGGUAAGGUUGAAGAGAGGUUUAUACAAAGAUGAUAUAGCUCAGGUGGACUAUGUGGAUCUGGCUCAAAACCAAGUGCAUCUCAAACUGCUCCCUAGAAUAGACUACACUAGACUGCGAGGAGCUUUAAGAACAGUUCAGAGUGAGAGUGAAGCAGCAAAACGCAAGAAGAAGAAACGCCCCGCUGCCAAACCAUUCGACCCUGAAGCCAUUAGAGCUAUCGGCGGCGAAGUCACGUCUGACGGUGACUUCUUACUCUUUGAAGGCAACAGAUAUUCAAGAAAAGGCUUUCUGUAUAAAAACUUUACAAUGUCAGCCAUAUUGGCUGAAGGUGUUAAGCCGACUUUGAUGGAAUUGGAAAGAUUUGAAGAGCAGCCAGAAGGAAUAGAUAUCGAGCUUGCAGCGCCUGCCAAAGAUGAUCCGACAAGUCUGCACUCUUUCUCUAUGGGUGACAAUGUUGAAGUGUGCUCUGGUGAUCUGGCUAACUUGCAGGCCAGGAUUAUAGCUAUAGAUGGCUCUAUGAUCACCGUCAUGCCUAAACACGAUGCUCUGAAAGACCCUCUCGUCUUCAAACCUAAUGAGUUAAGAAAGUACUUCAAGCAGGGUGAUCACGUAAAGGUUUUAGCUGGUCGAUAUGAAGGCGACACUGGUCUCAUCGUCAGAGUAGAGCCUCAUAGAGUUGUAUUAGUCUCAGAUUUGACUAUGCAUGAGUUGGAAGUGUUACCCAGAGAUCUCCAACUAUGCUCAGAUAUGGCAACCGGUGUAGAUUCCCUUGGACAGUUCCAAUGGGGCGAUAUGGUCCAAUUAGACCCACAGACCGUUGGAGUCAUAGUUCGACUAGAAAAGGAGAAUUUCCACGUCUUAGGCAUGCAAGGGAAAGUGAUCGAAUGUAAGCCUCAAGCUUUGCAGAAAAGACGCGAAAAUCGCUUCACAAAAGCACUAGACUCCGAGCAAAAUACGAUACAGAAGAAAGAUAUAGUGAAAGUUAUCGACGGACCACACGCAGGUCGCAAUGGAGAGAUUAAACAUCUGUACAGAAAUUUCGCUUUUCUGCAAUCGAGAAUGUACUUAGAUAAUGGUGGUAUAUUCGUGUGUAAGACUCGACAUCUUCAGCUAGCCGGUGGUAACAAAAAUCCAUCAGCUACUAACCAAUUAUCGCUUGGGUUUAUGUCUCCUCGCAUUCAAUCUCCAAUGCAUCCUUCUGGCAGAGGUGGGGCUACGCCUAGAGGCAGAGGUCGCGGUGCAGGUCGAGGCGGAGGCGUCACCAGAGACAGAGAGCUGAUCGGACAAACCAUCAAAAUCACUGGAGGACCAUACAAAGGCAACGUCGGUAUCGUUAAAGAUGCCACAGGAAGUACAGCCAGAGUCGAACUCCAUUCCGCGUGUCAAACUAUCUCAGUCGACCGGAGUCACAUUGCGAACGUCGGAGCUCCUUCCAAAGACGGUUCCUCGUCCUUCUACAGCCGUACCCCCGGCCGUACGCCGACGGCCGCCGGCGCAGCCACGCCCACGUACCGCGACACCGGCCUCAAGACUCCCAUGCACGGCUCCCAGACACCUAUAUACGACGUCGGGAACCGUACGCCUCACUACGGCUCGGCAACACCUUCCCACGACGGGUCGCGUACGCCUGCUCAUGGUGCUUGGGAUCCCGCGGCGGCCGCAACUCCGGCUAGGACCGACUUUGACUACGGUCUCGAUGAAUCCCCAGCUUCAUAUCCCGCUCCGUACGCAGCGGGGCCGUUCACGCCUCAAACUCCGGGCACGAUGUACGGGUCGGACCACAGCUACAGCCCGUACCAGCCGUCGCCGUCGCCGGCGGGGUACGCGGCGGGUUAUUUGGGUACGCCGUCGCCGGCCGGGUAUUCGCCGAGAAGCCCGUUCGCCGGAGAGGCGGCCGGAGACUGGCACACCACAGAGGUGGAAGUCCGAAUCCGUGGCUCGGAAGACGACGGUCUGGCCGGUCUCGCCGGACAAACCGGCGUGGUCCGCGGUCUGUCCGGGGCUAUGUGCGCGGUCUACUUGCCCAGGGAAGACCGCGUUGUCAACGUGCCUGGGGCUUUGUUAGAACCAGUUGUACCCGCAUCUGGAGAAAGAGUCAAGGUGGUGGCCGGCGAAGAACGCGAAGCCGUGGGACAGCUCAUCAGUAUCGAGAACCAGGAGGGCGUGGUCAAGUUCGGCACCGACGACAUCAAGAUCAUGCAGCUACGCCAUCUCUGCAAGAUGAGCACCGCGUAAACACCCUGUAUAACUUCAGAGUGACAACCUGUAUAAUUUUCUGCUGAGAACCCGACAUACAGCCUGUAUAAAUCGACAAAAUGAUCGAAUGCAGCCUGUAUAUUCCAGCGACUAGAGAAUUACGAAUGAUAAGACACCUUGUAUGAUUAUUCCAAGGGCUUUGUCGGCAAUGCGCAAAGUUUGAUUUGAUAUUUGACUGUAGCCGCGCGCGUCUGUUGACGUCUUUCUCAAAGGGGUAAUGGGUCACCUUACCUUAUAUUAAUUAAUAUGCCGAGGACCCCAGUACUGGUAUCGAGACACCCUCUAUACAUGUUGACUAGACUAUUGCAGACAUUGAAUAUGCUUUUGAGAAUUUCUUUCGUACCCUCUUGUAAUAAAAUCCAUUUUUGUUUAGCAGUCUUAUUUUGUUACUUACAAAAGGUAUGCCGCUAUAGAAAAUGCUGAUAAUGUGUAAGUUUUUUUAUGAAAUAAGCUAUUAUACUAAUUAUUUCGUUUCCAUUAUUCUUCUCAUCUUUAGUUAGUCUAUUGAUAGACCUUAUUCCAAUGGGGAAUAUUAUAUUUUUGUUGACGUCAAAUCAUUUUACACAUAUUUUCACAAACAUACUUCUUGAACCAAGAUGGCAUUCGUCGCAAGGUAAUCAUCAAUACAGGGUGUUAUUUCAAACCCGUAUUUUGCGAGGUGAAUAAUAUAAUAUACAGGUAAUACUGAGUAACUUUUACUAUAGGACCAAUCCCAAAAAAUAUUGAUUGUUUUAUACAUUUUGUCUGCAGAUGUUAAUGUGUUAUGGGGGAGCCAAUUUUUAUUUAUUUCGGGGUUGGUCCCAUAACAAAAGUUGCUCAGUACUCAGUAUGAAGUUUUAGCCAAGAGUUGACAAACACCCGUAUACAUACAUAGAGUACCGCACCGGGAAUUGUCGAGACCAAAUCAGAGUUUGACAAAGACCUUCCAUAGUCAGAUUAUAAAUUUAUCAUCGAGGGACAUGACAUCGUUAUUGUUGUAAGCUUAAACUUCCGUGUAGAAGUUAGGAAAU